CACAAGAUUUACGCUUCCUCAUAACGUCAGAUCUAGGUAGUUUGAGGUUAUUUGUGGAAGCGAUGCCAGGUUUCUACCCGGAAGUACUUGUAAACAUUGUAACGUUAAUUUGGCUUAUUGAAAAGACGAGCGUUGUUCUGUCUUCUUUGCCAUCUGAUAGCGUUAAUGUAUAGGCUAUACUUAUAUGUGUAUUUCGAGUAUAUGUGACAAAAUACAGACUGUCCUUCCUCAUCUCCUCCUUGGUGGUUAAAAACAAAUAGUGUCCGGAUAUAGACAAACUUGAUGUCAAAGGUGAACGAAUCAUGUGUAGCUAGCUAGAGAACGAUUGUUAGCAUCCAAGCUACAGAUAAAUCAAAUGAACAUUAAAUAUGGCCUGGUUGUUAAGUUAGCUACGAACCUGGAAUACAGUUUCCUUGAAAGAGAACAAGCGGACAUAAUACAGCAUGAAAUUCCUGAGCAGCAUUCUCACGGGAUUCACGUCACAUUGAAGCUACGCUCGGAAUUCAGAAUUCAAUGUAUUUUCUCCUUCCCUGUAAAACAUUUCUUCGUCCGCAUUGUAAACAUGAAACGGCUUACUGUGGAACUUUUAACAGACUUUAACGAUUUUACCGGAGGUAAAGAUUUAAGUGACUUUUUAAAACGAUGUUAUUCAGAUGUUACAAGUAAGAACGAACUGUUCGACAUUCGCCUUAGUCCAGAUGGACAUCACAUACAUGCUAUUCGCCGUAAAGCUAAGACUGAACUUAUAACUUUUGACAAAUGUCGAAGAACUCGUGUAAUACAAGACAAAACACAUCUAGAUUCAGGCUUGACGAGGACAGUGCCCCUUUCUGAUCUUAUCUAUUUGGAAUGUGGCAGCAGGGACGGUGAUUCAGCUGUUCUGGCGGUGGUAUUCGAGAAUGGAAAAACGGAGUUCUGGAAGUACUCCGAGCGAAAAGGAGGCUGGAAUUUGCUACAGACUUCGGAUUUGUGUAAAAGCCCAAGAGCAAAAAUCUUCUCCGUUUGCGCAAGCGCCACUUGCAUUAUCUGGUGCGAAGAGAGAGACCCCUCCAAGAGCUCUUCAGCUCUCAACGCUACUGGCAGUAAAUUCAGGUACUGUAUCUGCAAACGAAAUUACGAGAUAGGGGAUGUAUGUGUUCGUUUAGGAGGAGCUAAAGUCUUAUUGCACAGCAACCCCUGUUAUAGAGUUAUUACCUCAGGAGACAAUGCUUAUCUGCUGCCGGAGGUUAAGGAGAAUUCUCUUGCUGGUGGCAUUACCAAGGUCUUUCUCACAUGGUCCCUGCAGUACGGCACAGUAGCUGUCAAUAGUGCCUGCCAGGGGGCCCUUAUGAGGAAACACAAGCUGACUAGCAAGGACUCUGAUUUCAAGGUACUGAUAUCAGAGUGUAUGGGUGCACGGUCAACUAUUAGCCCCGUGGAAAUAUGCGCCUGUUCCCCUGCGGAACAUGGCGGCCUGCUGCUCCUCCUCAGCUCUGGCUGGGUCAGCGUGCUGCAGAAUGACGGAGUUUUGCGGCAGGUCUACAAGCUGGCUGACAACUGCCUGCCGAGCUGUGGUGCUGACAGCAGCAUAAGCAUCCACGGGGAUGUGCUGGCCCUGACACUCAAAAGCACCCUCUAUCUUAUCGACGUCCGGUGCGGCUUGGAGCUAGAAAAAAUAUCCUUGAAAACAAGGGGGGUCCUCUUUGACAGCUGCCUGGAGAGCUGCACCAUUCACCUUCUGUGUGAAUCUGGGCUGUUUGUGAUUAGACACAGGGACUUGGAGUCUGGUCAAAAACUUGUGGGUCAUUCCGAAUGUCUCAGACUGGGCUCAGUCCUGGUGGAGGCUGUGUUUGAAGAGGCUUGCAGGUACUACCAGCAGAGGAGUCUGAGUAGCACCCAGCUUACUGUGGAGAAGCUAAAAAGCUGCGAGCUGUUCCAAGCCCCCAUUGCCCUCUCCUCCAUCCUCAGAGACUACCUGAGCAGCAAAAAGACCGGCAACAACCCAGCACUGGAAGCCGGGAGCUACUCUAAGCUGCGGUUGUUGCUGGAAACCAAGCUGCAGAGUCUAGUGGCUCUAGAGGACUUGAAGAUGGCAGUGGUGGGCUCCUCAGACAGGGACCUGGAGGGCCACUGUGAGACCCUAGUACAGAAGGAGGUGAGCAGGCUGCUGAGCUCUGAGAUGGACAGGCAGAACAUGCUCUAUCUGAAUCGCAUCUUCAGCACGUUCCCGUCACAGGCCUGGCAGGCACUGCAGUCUGUCUUCCAGCUUCGUUGCAAGGGGGAUGGAUCCCUGUCAGCUGAGGCCCCUUCUGAGGUGUGGAAGACAGCCCUGAGCCCCACCCAUUACCCUGCCCAGGCUGCCAACCUCCACCCCCAGCCAAGCGAUCCCGCUGCCAACGCAGCCGUGCCCGUCUUUGAGCUCCUCUGCCGCUCCUUUUUCCGCUUCCGGCCCUGCUGGCUACCCCGCUUCGUGGAGCUGGCACAGCAGCAGGCCAGCUCCUGCUCUUCUUCUUCCUGGAGCUGUUUGGUAGAGGAGACCCCAGGGAGCGCACCUCUGUAUAAGCGGGCUCUCUCUGUGCUCCCCGGGAACGGGGAGUUUUGGGACCUGGAGGUGGAGCUGCUACUCUGCAGUCGGAGGCCCAAUGCGGUCAUGCAGGCCCUGUGGAUCCUGAUUCGCCGGCAGCAGUGGGGGCGCGUCACCCAGGUGGCCCAAAGCUUCAGCCGGCAGAGCCCUCUGCUCAACAAGGAGAUCUUCACAGCCCUGCUGUGUGAGGUGACACAGCACCAGGACUUGGACCCCAAUCUAGAUCUGCUUUGGGCUCUGUGCCCUGAAGACCUGACAAUGGUCAGCAUCCUCGAUAUAGUGCUGAAGAACCUUCCAGCUUCCGUGCAGGGCGGGGCACCCUACCCGGCCCAGAGCACGCAGCUCACCAUAGGCUUCCUCAAACCCCUGCUGCGCAAAGUGCUCCAGAGAGAGACCAGGCCCAGCUGGAGGUAUGUGGACAUCCUCCAGUCUCCGUAUUGCCCUCCCCCCACUCCCCCCCGUGAGGCCAAAGGGCUGCCCAGGGCCCUGACGGAUCGUGCCAUGGACCUCCAUGACCACAUACAGAACACUAUGUCCUCUGGGGCAAGUGUGAUGCCUCAGCCCCCUCACCUCUAAACCCCUCCACUGGUGCCACUAGCUAUCUGGAUGACUCCUCUCUCCCUUUUUUGUGAGGGAGGGUCAUUACUGAGCAUUUAAACCUCUGCCCCACCUUUGCAAAGGAAGACAAAGGACUUUCCAUUCCAAAGUUAAAAAAAUCUGUGCAAAGUCUUGUAUUGUCAGAGCCCAUCACAGUGAAUAUUACUUUUGAUGAUUUAUUUUGAGAAAUUUUUUUUUUGAGGGGGGGGGGUAGAAGGUUCUCACUUAAGAGUAGAUAUUCUUAAUUUGUACAUUUUUAAAAUAGAAGUGUGGCUUUACAAGAAAUGUCUAUAUUCACUUACACCUUAGGGAUACCUGAAGCUGGCUUUUCUGGUUGAUUGCUUGUCAUUAUUGCUUCACAGUCCAGACAGACUGUAUUUCUUCAGUCUGCACCUCUCUUUUUUACGACAAAACACACAUCAUACCUGUUUUUUUGUAAUAGAUGUGCAGCACUUAACAUAGAUUGUGGUAUCAUAAUUGUAGGGUUAAAAAAAAGACUCAUAAGACAAUCUUUGUACCUCGAUGGGGUGCCAGUUUUAUAAAAAUGGCAGUGUUUAACUUUUUCUAAUGGCAGGGUCACUCUAUGAGAAGUCAUGCAAUUCCACACUUAAAUUUAGGGCGAUUUCACUGCUGUUAAACUCAGAAAAGGGUCAUUUUUGGCCUGAGGGCAAAAUGAGGGUUAAUUGACACUUGCAUAACUGCAUUCAGUGGCAUACAUUUGUGUAGGUAUUUAUGUUGCGUUUUUGAAAGAGCUUGUUUUGUGUGUGCUUGCGUUACAGAGAAAGUGCUUUGACAGUUUUUCUCUAGGUUAACCUUGAAAAAAGGAGGACCAUGUUUAUUGCAGAAAUUUACAGAAUCGUUGCUUAGCGGCUACUGCCUUUUCAUGGACUCAAUGGAUAUCUCUUUUUGUAUCAUUAUUUUUACACCUGUGUCUAUAGAUGUAUAUUUAUGUGUUAUUUAAUGACAACUGGUGAGAAUAAAAAAAUGUAGAGAACAUAAAACUAGAAUUUUUAAACACCUCAUAAGUGUAUAUAAAGCGUACAUUUGA
Messenger RNA from Anguilla rostrata (American eel), 4208 nucleotides. Its product is annotated as BLOC-2 complex member HPS6-like. Lineage: Eukaryota; Metazoa; Chordata; Actinopteri; Anguilliformes; Anguillidae. The transcript has a single exon. The record is from RefSeq and is a predicted model, not a curated record. Gene Ontology annotation, biological process: lysosome localization; organelle organization; protein localization to membrane. Bases 356 to 3139 code for a protein of 927 amino acids. Gene Ontology annotation, cellular component: lysosomal membrane; BLOC-2 complex.